This is a messenger RNA of Aureobasidium melanogenum CBS 110374, 1140 nucleotides long. RefSeq lists its product as uncharacterized. The record is from RefSeq and is a predicted model, not a curated record. The coding region runs from base 1 to 1140 and encodes 379 amino acids. The transcript is spliced from 3 exons. Lineage: Eukaryota; Fungi; Ascomycota; Dothideomycetes; Dothideales; Saccotheciaceae.
AUGUCCGACGCCCAUGCUGCGCAGCCCACUCAAUCCCCUGAGGCUCCUUACCCUAAACGCGAUAUAUUUGGCUUUGGUUCAAUGGCUGCUCCGGUCAACAGCAUCGCUACAGGCUCGACAUCCGCUGCUGCCUCUACAACCUCUGCAUCGCUUACUCCUAAUGCUCGUCCCAUACUGGCACCUGCUGCUCAGAACCUCAACUCCUGCGGAUUGGCUUCUCACUUCGAGAAGCUCCAACACUCCAGAGCCGCCGGUGUCCAUGGUGGCGAAAAUCAGACCACGACUUCCAGCCAGGUCCCUCCCAGUAUGCCUCCCACUCCAUCCUCUGAGGCUGUUGAGCCCAAGCGCCUGAUCUAUUGCUUUGGUUCAAUGACUGCUUCAGUCAACAGCAUCGCUACAGGCUCGGCCUCCGCUGCUGCCCAUGCAACCGCUGCAUCGCCUACUCCCAGUGCUCGUCUGGUCCUUACUCCUGUUGCUCCAAGGCUCACCUCUGACGGACUGGCUUCCUUUUCCAAAAAGCUCCAACGUUACCGAGCUGCUGGUACUCAUAAAGGCGAAGUCCAGAGCACCACUUCCACCCAGACCCCUUCUAGUAUGCCUGUCAGUGUACGUGGUGAGUCUACCACCGCUCAGCAGCCUAUGCGCUCUCCCAGCGUUACCCCGUCUUUCAGCAGCACCGUUACCACCAGCGCUCCUUCACCUGCUAACGGUGCUCCCCGUGGCCCUCAUGCCGCCUUCGCUUCGAGUGUCAUCGCCAGCCCUCACGUCAAGGGCGUCCCCCAGCACGUCGCUCCUCACGUCAACGGCGCUCCCCAGCACGUCGCUCCUCAUGUCAAUGGCACCUCUCAGCACGCUGCUCCUCACGUGAACGGCACUUACACUGCUUCCACAGCUUCCAGUGUGAACACCGGUCUCUGCUGCUGCCCCUGCAAUCUCUGUAUCGCCUACUCCCAGUGCUCGUCUGGUCAUGGUUUAUGCCUCUCAGAAUCUCAAUUCUAUGGAACUGCCUCUCUGCUCCAACGCUGCCUAGCUGCUAGUAUCCAUGGUGGCGAACACGAGAGUACCAACAGCGAUGACCAUGCUCUCGUACUUCGCAGCGGACUCAACUUGUCCAGGCUCACCCAUAUGUGCGAGAUUUGA